This is a messenger RNA of Aspergillus tubingensis, 687 nucleotides long. Its product is annotated as 2OG-Fe(II) oxygenase family oxidoreductase. The transcript has a single exon. Gene Ontology annotation, molecular function: demethylase activity; oxidoreductase activity. The record is from RefSeq and is a predicted model, not a curated record. Gene Ontology annotation, biological process: oxidative demethylation. Bases 1 to 687 code for a protein of 228 amino acids. Lineage: Eukaryota; Fungi; Ascomycota; Eurotiomycetes; Eurotiales; Aspergillaceae.
AUGGGCAUGAAAGAGCUGCCCAUCACCCCUCGUGGAAUCUUCUGGCAAGAAGACUUUAUCACGCCCGAACACGAGCAGCAACUAAUCUCCAUCUUCCGGCAUGAACUAAAGUGGCCCGACCGCAGCGGGCGCACAUCUCUCCACUACGGCUACACAUUCGAUUACAAGACUUUCGGAGUAGACCCCGAGAUACCCUAUAAGGAGUUUCCAGACUGGUUGAAGCCUCUGCUUCCCACGACGGAGUCCCGUCCCCCAGACCAGGUCUGUCUACAGUAUUAUCCUCCGGGAAGUGGCAUCCCACCUCAUGUAGAUGCGCACCUGGCGUGGGAUCAGCUGUAUGCGCUGUCGCUGGGUGCGCCGGUCUUGAUGCAGUUCCGGAAGGGCAAGACGGAGGAGCGUAUUGAUGUGGAUUUGACCCCGCGGACGAUGAUGGCGAUGGUGGGGGAUGCGAGGCUUCAUUGGACGCAUGGGAUCAAGAAGCGGAAGACGGAUACCUUACCCGAUGGCUCGGUGAGGCUGAGGGAGGAUAGGUGGAGUCUUACGUAUCGAUGGCUUCGGAAUGGGGAGUGUGAGUGUGGGAAUGUUGAACUCUGUGAUGUUGCUCAGAGACGGAAUGGUAUUGAGAAGGAGAAGAGGUCGUUGAAGCAGUUAGCUGAGGAGAGUGCCGGGAAGACUGCUUCUGAAUGA